AUGACUAGCUCCAACAGUUCAGGAUCAGGAGCAGCAAUGCAAAAUGACUCCUCCGGUUUAGCGUCGAUAACAGUUUCGUCGAGGAUUCCGGAGUUCUGGUGCGAUAAACCCAGAUUGUGGUUUGUACAAACUGAUGCAAUCCUUGGACCUCAGAAGCUGAGCGAUGAAUCGAAAUACAACUUGGUUGUCGCCAAAUUAGGCAAGGAGGUGAUUCAACAAGUAAGUGAUAUCUUAUUAAAGCCGCCCGAGACUAAAAAAUUUGAAGCGCUAAAAUCACGCUUAUUACAAGUUUACGAAGAGUCUGAAAUUCGCCAAUUUCAAAAAUUACUAAGCGAAAUGGAAUUGGGAGAUCAAAAACCGUCUCAAUUACUGCGUAAAAUGAAGGAUUUAGCAAGAGAUAAAAUUCCCGAUGAAACCCUGUCCAUUAUGUGGCAAGGACACCUCCCUGCUUCAGUACGAGCUGUUUUAGCGGUUACAGAUGUAAAGAAUUUAGAAAAUUUGGCCGCGAUCGCUGACAAGGUAAUGGAGACGUCAAGGUCACAACAAAUUUCGGAAAUAAGGGCCAACACUUCGAGUUCUAAUGAUACAGCUUUAAUUUUGGCCGAAAUAGCUAAAUUAAAUCUGCGAAUUAAUGAUUUGGAAUCAAAAAAAUCUACAUUUAGAAAUCACAUUCGUCGCGCACGCUCUCGGUCUACAUCGCGACAGCGUAAUAUGAGACGGCGUGCGCCCGAUAGUGCUGAUUGGCUUUGUUCGUAUCAUUAUCGCUAUCGGAAUAGAGCAAAGAAAUGUAUAGAGCCGUGUGCUUGGAAUAAGAAUAAUCAGGGAAACUAA
Messenger RNA from Melitaea cinxia (Glanville fritillary), 831 nucleotides. RefSeq lists its product as uncharacterized. The transcript has a single exon. The coding region runs from base 1 to 831 and encodes 276 amino acids. Lineage: Eukaryota; Metazoa; Arthropoda; Insecta; Lepidoptera; Nymphalidae. The record is from RefSeq and is a predicted model, not a curated record.